Molecule: messenger RNA, 699 nt
Organism: Racocetra persica
Lineage: Eukaryota; Fungi; Glomeromycota; Glomeromycetes; Diversisporales; Gigasporaceae
Source: the annotation of a GenBank genome assembly
AUGCCAAAGAAACAUCCGACUAAAAAACUUAGUAAAACAGUUAGCCCAUAUUUCCAAAACAUAUCAAAACUAUCACAGAGAAUAGAAACUGAUUCUAAAUACUUUCUACCCACAAAAAAACCUACGGUGAAAAAAUCAUCUAAAAAGAGGGUGGAAUUAUCUUCUUCGAUCGAUUUGGAUGUGCUUGCAGAAAAAAAGAUUGCACAGUUUGUACCAAAAUACAUCCCGAUGCCUUCUCCUCAUGAUCUUGUCCAAGAAUCAUUGUAUUAUGAUCCUUGGAAGCACCUCAUUGCAACUAUGUUUUUGAAUCGUACUCGAGGCAGUCAAGCAUUACCAUUUUUGUGGAAAUUUUUAGAUGAAUAUCCAACACCACAAAUUGCAAUUAAGGCUGAUAUCAAUAAAUUGGCCGAUCUUUUACGCCCUCUUGGAUUGCAAAACAUUCGAGCAGAACGAAUUAUAAAAUUUACGCAAUCAUAUUUGAUCAGGCCUAAUUUUUCCUCUCCAAGGGAAUUAUUUGGUAUGGGAAAAUAUGCAGAAGAUAGUUGGCGAUUGUUUUGUGGAGAAAAGGAUGAUGCUUGGAUGAAAGGCUCUGGUUUUGAGCCUGAAGAUAAGAUGUUAAUAUUAUAUGUGGAGUGGCGUAGACAGCAAUAUGAGCUCGCUAAUGGAAUGUCUGUUGAUGGGCAUUUAUCUAUUAGUUAA